Messenger RNA from Lasiosphaeria miniovina, 1350 nucleotides. RefSeq lists its product as uncharacterized. The record is from RefSeq and is a predicted model, not a curated record. The transcript is spliced from 2 exons. Lineage: Eukaryota; Fungi; Ascomycota; Sordariomycetes; Sordariales; Lasiosphaeriaceae. Bases 417 to 911 code for a protein of 164 amino acids.
GCCUCGCCAAACUCAAAGCCUCGCUUGUAUCCCUCCCAUCCCGGUCCGCAAUGCUCUGAUGUUUACUUUCGAACGCAAUCAUUCGAUUUCCCAAGGCUUUGAGAGAUUCCUAACUUCUUUUCCCUUUGAUUGUUCCAUCUUCUUUAACGCAUCGUCACGCCUCUUGUCCAAUAUUCAGGCAGGUCUGGUCAGCGCAGCUCAGGUCAGCCACGCGCCGCCAACCCCUCAAUCCAUCCAUCCAUCAUCCCAGCAUUCCAACAACCUUCCACCAACACCACCCCCCAAACACCGCCACGCUGGACGGUAUAAAGAUCCCCGGGCGCUCCCUCCGUCUCCUCCUCCGCGCCGCCUCCUUCUACCGAACCGUCGUACUGCUCGUCUAGGGGACCGUCGACUCACUCCGCUCCCGAACCACCAUGGUCGUGGCCGGCCCUAACACUGCCGCCUCCAGGCUGGUCGGCUUCACGCAGCACCAUGUCGACCGAUUUGUGCCGCCCGAGUCGCGCCAAAGGGCCUACACGCAUGUGCUCGACUUUGCCAUGGCCCACCCGCUGCUUGCUACAUUUAUCCUCUUUGAAGUGAUCUUCUGCAUCAUCCCCGUGCUGGUCUUCCUGGCGUUCGCCGGGUCCGUCUUCUUCGUCGCCAUCGGCGCCGCGCUGGUCUCCACGCUGUUCCUGUCGGGACUCGCCCUGUUGUUGUUGGUGCCCGCCCUGUUCCUCGCAAGCGCCGUUGCUGCCACCGUCUCGGUGUGGGCCGUCGGCUCGUUUCUCGUCGCCCAAUGGCUGUACAACGUGUUGCAGCAGAGCGAGACAACAUCAACAUUGGAAACCAAGAUCGAUGGCGGCGGUAGCCGGGAGGCUGUUAAGAUGGGCCCUAGUGGCAUAAAGGUCGAUAUUUUGGGCGGCGUCUAGGAAGGCCAGCCUAGCGGCGGCGGCGGCGGCGGCCGAGCAGCGGGAGCUGGAGAUGACAUUGCUGCUCCUGUUGCCGGCCCCGCCGCGGAAAUCGAGACGGAGGUGGAGAAGGAUAAAGUGUUGUGGGGCGAUGGCUUGGCCGAAUCUGGCCCACGACACAAAUUACCCAUGAUAUUGGACCUUUUAGAUACGGCUACGGGAGCAUUAACGCAAUACAACGAGGAAAAGGCAGAAGAGGCGGCGUUGUCGCCACAAGCGAAGAGGGCGCGUGUUUUGUCCGAUGGCGGACGCCGGGGAGUACUUGACAGCGAGCGGGAGGAAGAGCGCAAGCCGGCCCGCAAAGACUUGGGAGGAGGAGGAGCAGGCUACGCGACCGAACCCAGCGGCCUCAGUUUUGCACUCCCCAACCUUCCGGCCCGGAACCGCUCCGUCUCUCGGG